UUAUGCGAGUCAGUCACUUUUCCCAGGGAGACGUCAAAAAAGUUUCUGAGUGAGAUAACAUGGAAGACAACAACAACCAAGUGACAAAGUACCAUCAGAAAGGGAAUCAUGGAUUUAGAACGGACCGUGUGGUUGUGCGUAAAUUCGAAAGCGCAGACUAUCCGGACGUGGAGCGCAUAUUCAUUGACGGGCUGAUGGAGAUGGUACCGGACACCGCGUUUACAGGGUUAAAACAUCACCCUGAGAGCCUGCUGCUGUACGCCGCUAUGACAAUUGUUUGUUGUAUUGCGACCAAGUCGUUCUUGCUGACUUGUUKGGUGCCUCUCGCUGUCCUGUGCGCACGCUACUACUACAGCAGGAAAGUUGUCCUUGGUUACCUGGAGCGCGCCAAACUCACGGAUAUGGGCGACAUCGAGGGACAUUACAUGAAAACUCCAGACUCCUGUCUGUGGGUUGCAGUGCUGGAGGGCAGUGUGGUGGGUGUAGUGGCGGCCUGUGCCCUGCGGGGGGAAGCUGGCACUGUGGAGCUGCAUCGCAUGUCGGUGGACCGGCGCUGUCGGCAACGUGGGGUUGGCGUUGCCCUCGGGCGGAAGGUUCUACAAUUUGCAGCGGACCGUGGUUACCUCUCUGUCGUCUUGGGAACCACGGCCUACUCGCCGGCUGCUCACCAGCUAUACCAGACUCUGGGGUUCCGAUGUGUCGGCGUCACCAAGGGAUACGCCACGCCUGGCGUGAGCCGGUCGGUACCGGAACAGCUCUUCUACCGGAUUAGUCAUCACCACUACCGGAUGGACAUGACCGUUCACAAGACUAACACGCACAGCCAGCACUGAACACGGAACAGUGAUGGAGCACAGCACGGAACAGUGAUGGAGCACAGCACGGAACAGUGAUGGAGCACAGCACGGAACAGUAAUAAAGUGCAGCACGGAACAGUGAUGGAGUACAACACACGAGUGCACAUGCCGGCAAACACACACAUGAAUGCACGCCACACACGCAAGCACACACUCUAACCCAACCCCCUAAGACCCUGAACUCCAUCUUGUUUCAUCAUUUAGUGAAUGGAAGAAAACCACCAGAACGUAAUGUAUGAAAUCGCUAGGUUAAAGGUAAAGAAUUGUUUGCAAACGUACCUGUUUUCCUUGUGAUUGAAGAGGGUUCUGUUCAGUUCUUCUGUUCAGAGAACUGGGGGGGGAAAUUGGGUACGUAUGGUUUAUUCAGGGUAACGCGCUAGUAGCUUGUUCCGGGGGACAUGUUUAUGUCCCAGGUUAUUGAUGCUUAAAGCAUAUUGAUUGAAAUGUGUGCUGGUAUUAWUACAUAUGUUUAUCUGAACAUGUCUGUAUGGUAUAUCAUGGGCUUUGAAUGUUAAUUGACCAGAUGUAGAAGGCUUGGGUAUUGCUAUAAGAAGCCUGUACUCUUUGUUUGAGGAACAGGUCGGCAUGCUGCUCAGGUUUGUUUGAAAUGCUCUAUUUGAUCAUUUUUGUAAAUACUUGCACAUUUUGCCGGCUAUCUUCACUUGCAAAUAAAAACACUCACACUGGA
This is a messenger RNA of Salvelinus sp. IW2-2015, 1545 nucleotides long. RefSeq names its product N-acetylaspartate synthetase-like. Gene Ontology annotation, cellular component: mitochondrial membrane. The record is from RefSeq and is a predicted model, not a curated record. Gene Ontology annotation, molecular function: L-aspartate N-acetyltransferase activity. Lineage: Eukaryota; Metazoa; Chordata; Actinopteri; Salmoniformes; Salmonidae.